AUGUCGCAGUUCCGCGACCAGUUUCCGCAAUCGUCUCCAGGUUCUGUCUCCGGAGGCGGUGCUGACGCCGGAAAUAUUACUGGUACUCCAUCCUCUCGCCUCAUCGCAUUCUCACCGAACGCCAGUUCGGUGAAGUCAACGUCCAAGCUCAUCCAGACACCCGACCGCGAGGAUACUUUGGUCUUCUCGCCUACUCAUAGUAGCGGUGGUGGGUUCCGUCCCACCAACAUGUCUGCGGACAAAGACCCCUUCAUCACUCCGUCGUCCAAGGCAAAGAUGAAGUCGAACCAACAGCUGUCUGCUGCCGCGUCUAGCUUCCGCCCGUUCUAUGAUAGCUUGUCUUCGAACGGAUCUGUUGAGGGUAACCACCAAGUAGCCGAAGGGCAGGACCUUCAAGUGUCAAUUCCUGGCCAGAUUUCCAAUAGUCUGAGCACUGAAAACUUCUUGUCGCGAUGCGUCGAGUUUUCAUGUUCGACUCAACCUGGGGCCGCUGAACUUAAUGAAUUCAUCGGUAGACUUACGUCGCUCACGAGAGCUGGGGGUGCACACAAGACCAUUUGCUCCAGAAACUCAAAGGUGUACGUUCAUUAUAACAGCAUUCGGGAUGCCAUCACCUGCCACAGAAACGUCCAUUUGUGUGGCCCCGGCUGGUCGUCGACUUUCAUGACCCCCCCUGACUUCAUGCAGCUUGCUAUGCCCAGUGACAUGUUUGCUGCUGCGAAUGAGGGCCAGUUGGAUAUGCUUGCUGUUCUUCUCCACAAUGCUCCUAUGGAAUUAUCCCAGGUCGAGCCCCAUGUACUCAAGCUGCUUCAGGCCGAGGGAGAUCUUUUCGCUUUCCAGAAGGAUCCUCGGUCGGAGGAGGGUGCUGUCAAAGCGAUCAUUGAAUACGCUGAUUGUACUGUUGCCAUGAAUGUGGCGUCGAAAUUGAAUGGCGUCAUUGUUGAUGGCCUCCACAUCCGGCUGAGCUUUUACCAGCCUGAUGGACACACUGGGCGAGCGGCGCCUCCGAACGACGGAGUUACGACGCCGAUGCCUACUCCUGGCCGCUACCCUCCGCCGGACAACAACACUGCGAGUUUCCAGGGGCAACAAGGCAUGCAGUCCCAAAAGAUGGCGCUGCAACAUGGUUCCAACUCCAUGGUUCCAGCCAGACAUCAGCCAACCCCUCCAACGUCAGGCAUCGGGGGACCGCCGCAGCAGCAGGUUGCCCUCGUCCCCAUGGUGGUGCGUAACCCAUACGGCACCACUGGCCCAAUUAUCUUGGAUCCGUUCAAUGGUCCGAGCUCAGGAAUGGGAGGUAUGGGAGGCAUGGGAGGCAUGGGAGGCAUGAGCACCUUGGGGCCGAUGGGGCCUAUGGGCUCAAUGGGAACUAUGGGAGCCAUGGCCGGAAUGGGACCAAUGGCCGGAGCCCCUAUUGUCUUUCCUCCCGGGACACCCAUGUCAACCAUUGUUCAUCAAGGAUAUGACGGCGGACAGAGACAUGGUCCCAUGGUACGUUAUGGCAACCGUCGUGGUGUAAUGCGCAUGGAUAGGUCGAUGCAGUUUGGCCCCAACGGCCAUCAUAACCAAGUGGAUGUCAAGCGUAUUCGCGAUGGUGUUGAUGUGCGGACGACGAUUAUGCUCCGAAACAUUCCCAAUAAGGUCGACCAGCGGAUGUUGAAGGCAAUCAUCGACGAGUCGAGCUGGGGCAAGUACGACUUUAUGUACUUGCGAAUUGAUUUCGCAAACGAUUGCAAUGUCGGAUAUGCGUUCAUCAAUUUUGCAGAUCCGCUAGAUAUCAUCGACUUUGCUAAUGCGAGGGACAACCAACGCUGGAACUGUUUCCGGAGCGACAAAAUUGCUGAGAUUUCUUAUGCUACCAUCCAAGGUAGAGAUUGCCUUGUGCAGAAGUUUCGAAACAGCUCCGUGAUGCUCGAAUCACCCCACUACCGUCCCAAGCUUUACUACACCAUAGGUGGGACCAACCCCGAGCUUGCUGGCCGUGAAGAGGAGUUCCCCGGACCAGACAAUCCGUCCAAGAUGAAGCGGAGCUGCGAGAAUGCUGAGCACGUUGGUCUCUUCACACCCCAUCUCAGCCAGUACUACCGGGAUGAACAACGUCGCCGCCGCUCUCAGUUCGACCGUGGUACUAGAAUGGCGGCUCUUGAAGAGAUUGACUACGACGCAAGUCUUCAGCGUGUGUACGUGCCGAAUUAA
This is a messenger RNA of Sporothrix schenckii 1099-18, 2196 nucleotides long. Its product is annotated as meiosis protein. The record is from RefSeq and is a predicted model, not a curated record. The transcript has 12 exons. Gene Ontology annotation, molecular function: RNA binding. NCBI's taxonomy places the organism in Eukaryota, Fungi, Ascomycota, Sordariomycetes, Ophiostomatales, Ophiostomataceae. The coding region runs from base 1 to 2196 and encodes 731 amino acids.